This is a messenger RNA of Fraxinus pennsylvanica, 504 nucleotides long. The record is from the annotation of a GenBank genome assembly. NCBI's taxonomy places the organism in Eukaryota, Viridiplantae, Streptophyta, Magnoliopsida, Lamiales, Oleaceae.
AUGUCCUAUCAGUAUCAUGGAGGAACCAACUUUGGACAUACUUCGGGAGGUCCUUUCAUUACUACCAGCUAUGACUAUGAUGCUCCUAUUGAUGAAUAUGGCUUGGUUAGGCAGCCAAAAUAUGACCAUUUGAAGGGGCUUCAUAGGGCGAUAAAGUUACGCGAACCAGCUUUGGUUUCUGCUGAUCCUACUGUCAUGGCCUUGGGAAACUAUGAACAGCUGAUGGAGUCAUUUGAAACAAUGCCUUUUAGCAGAAGCAAUACAAAUGCGAUGAACAUGGAUAAUUCGUCAAAAGUGGAGUAUGGGCAUCUCAUUAAACUAUCUCGCUCUUCACAAAAUCCAUCACCAUCUCUUGUCAACCAGUGGAACUCCGAGGAUGAUGAAUCUCCAAUGCCAUCGUCACAGUACAAUCUACUGGUUGAGCCUAGUCCAUUGGGCUUGCAGUUGAACAAGACUCAAAUCAUUAUUAGAAUUGAUCGAGAAGAGGCUCUCCGAGGAAUAUAG